Messenger RNA from Saprolegnia parasitica CBS 223.65, 4701 nucleotides. RefSeq lists its product as hypothetical. The record is from RefSeq and is a predicted model, not a curated record. The transcript is spliced from 8 exons. Gene Ontology annotation, molecular function: protein binding. The coding region runs from base 23 to 4645 and encodes 1540 amino acids. NCBI's taxonomy places the organism in Eukaryota, Oomycota, Saprolegniomycetes, Saprolegniales, Saprolegniaceae.
GUCGCGGACGCGCCGGUCCCGCAUGAACCUCGACCUGCUGUGGGAGCAUGAGAAGCGGCGCGGGCUUGUCGACGAGAGCGCCGAGCCGACGCCCACGGGCAGCAAGGCCGCGAAGCGCGCCAGCAAGUUGGUCAUCUCGGCCCGCAGCUUUGCGCUGCCGGACGACAAGAUUUUCGAGAAGAGCGGGUUUGCGCUCGACUACGAAGGCCACACGUCCAAGCGCAUGAGCAUCCCGGCAGCGCAGGUAGCGCCAGCGCCAGAGGCCACGCCCAAGCGCCGAGCCGUCGCGCUACUUGGCGACAUCGGUAGCCCCGGCAAGCGGAAGCCGACCACGCCCCACAAGGACGCCAAGCUCGCGCUCACUGCGCUGACGACCAAGCCGCAGCUGACGACGGUACGGAAGGAGCGCGCGAACCGGACGGGACCCGAGGUCACGGACGCGUUCCGACACUACAUUGGCGAUCACUUUGGCACGCGGGGCGAGUACAUUGAGGGCAUGCUGUACAUGUCGCGCAUGAAGAAAUCCCAUGCGAUGCUCUUUGGCCACAAAUCGUCCUUUCUCCUCUCGCCUGGGAACGCGCCGAUCGCGCAGUCCAUCGAUGGCAACGCGCUGAAGGAAGCCCUCGCAGACGCCCCGUCCAUUCCAUCCGUCGAGUCCGAGUCGUCCAAUGCCGCCCGCGUCAAGACGCAAGCGCAACGGUGCUCGUCGACGCUUGCCAAUUGGAGCUCCAACCCCGCGAACGCGCGGCUCAUGGUCGACGAAGGAGUCGUGCAAGCCAUCAUUCUCCUCUCCAAAACGGACGACCUCGCGACGCGCAUUCACUGUGUCACGACCUUUAUGAACCUCUCCAACGUCUCGGACCUGCGCCGCGGACUCAUCAAGCUCGGGGCCGUCAAGACGAUCGUCUCGAUCCUCAACGGUGGCGACGACAAGACGCUCCAGACAGCGUGCGCCUUGACGCUAUGCAAUCUCUGCUGCCUCGAGGGCGACGAGAGCACCUUGGUAGCCGACGGAGCGGUCGGGGCUCUCGCUGGCUUGAUCAACGAGACUGCGUCCGUCGCGUCGAUCUGCGAACGCGGCAUCUUCAACCUCACGUGCGUCAAGGAGCCUUACUAUCAGAUUGAAGUCGUCAUCAAGGCCCUCGUCGCGCUCUCGGCCAGUGGUCACGCUAAGAAGCGCACCAUGCACAUGUGUGCCACGUCGUUCGUGAACCUCUCCAAUAUGAAGCGCGUCCGGUCGCGGCUCAUGGAAGAAGGCAUCGUGUCGGCCAUCACGGCGCUGCUUCGAUCCCAAGAUGCCGAGGUCAAACACAUGCUAGCCUACGUACUCUGCAACAUCUCGGCCAUGCGCUCGUGCCGCGUCGAGCUCGUCACCAAAGGCUCCAUGAACGUCCUCGUCGCGCUCGCCGGGUCGCCGACACUGACGCCGCAGACGCAGUGGAUCAUCGGCAGCACCUUGAGCAACUUUAGCAAAGAGAGCACGAUCCGACUGCGCCUCGUGCUCGAAGGGCUCCUCUCGAUCGUGACGUUUCUGCUUCGGUCGCCGACGUACGAAGCCGCGCCGCAAGCCAUGGCCGAUGACAUCCGCAAGGUGUGCGCGACUGCUGUCCACAACUGCUCCUGCAGCGAAGAGACGCGGUCCAAGCUCGUCGAGCGCGACGGUAUCGCGAUCCUCACCGCGCUCACGGCCAAUGCCCCCCACGAUGUCAAGCGCAUGGGCACGCUGGCACUCUGUAACUUUCUCAUGGUCAAGCAAGCCGCCAUCGAAAUCGCUGCCUCGGGCGCGCUCUCUUCGCUCUUUGAGUUGGCGCAGCUGCCGCACUCGCCGCCGCCAGCGCAGCUCCUCUACGCCGCGGCACUCUACAACCUCUGUCAGAACGCCACGUCACGCGAGUCCAUGAGCACGGGCGGCGGCAUCGCCGCCAUCGUGCACCUCUGCCACGCGAGCUCGCACCCAACGCUGCUGACGCUGUGCACGGCAGCGCUGUGCUACCUCGCGGCAGACGCCCACACGCGACACUUGGUCGCCAACCUCGAAGUCGUCCGCGUCAUCACACGCGCGCUCGCGACCGACGUCAUGCCGAUCCAGCGGUACUGCGUCGCGUGUCUGAGCAUGCUCUCGCAGGACGAAGCGUGCGCCGGUCUCAUCCUCCACGAAGGCGGUGUCGGCGCCGUUCUGGAGUCGUGCGUCAACAGCCGCGACAGCGAGACGAAGGCGUGCUGCUGCGAUCUCCUCGCGUCGCUCUCGUUCCAUGAGAUUUGCCGCGUUCAAUUGGUGCAUCUGGGCGUCUUGCCGUCGCUCACGAAACUCGCCAAGCUCCGGGACCCCGAGAUUCAGCGCCGGUGCGCCACGACGCUUGGCAACCUCGCAAGUGAAAAGGCGGUGCACGACGUGCUUUUAAGCUCCAACAUUGUGAGCGUCCUCUCGAUCUUAAGCAACUCGUACAGCGAAGAGAGUCAGAGCGACUGCGCCAAAGCGCUCUGCAACCUCUCGUGCUCACCGGGUUACGAGGCCAAGCUCGUGAGCGAAGGCGCGGUCGGUGUCCUCUUUAUGAUUUGUGCCGUGCGCUCGGGCAGCGCGUUUACAAAAGAAACAUGCGCGCGGGCCCUCGGCAAUCUCUUGCUCGACUCGACCAUGGCGCCCAUUCUCAAAGAAGGACUGGUCAAGCUUCUGCCUGCCAUCACCAAGCUCGAUCCGUCCGACGCAUCCCCCAUACCAGCCACGAUUUAUGCCAAGCUGCUGCGCUCGGAAGACGCUCGCAGCACCCUCUGCCACGAGACACAGUCGCUGCGCACGCUCGUCAUGUACAUGCAGCUCGAUCACCCGCUGGAUGCGACGACGGCGCUCCUGGCUUCGAUCGCGUGCGAGCUGGCGCUACACGCCAACACACGCAUGGCCGCGGUGCGGGAAGGCCUCAUUGACGCGAUCGUCUAUCUCUCGGAGAAGACAUCGCACCGCAUGGGCCGCCUCGUCUCGGCGCUCCUGCUGCUCGCACUGCACGACGACACGCGCGAGUAUGUGAGCGACGCCAAGUGCAUCACAGUCUUGCUAGCGUACCUUGAAGCACCGGAUCCGGUGACCAUCGAGCUCGCGGUCUCGGUGCUCUGCCACGUCUUGUGGCACGACAGCACGCGGCAGAAUGUCGACGUGCUCCACGUGUCCCAGGCACUCAUCGCCAUUGUGCCCCAGUACGCGUCCAACCAAGCGAUACUCGACGUGAUGCUUCUCGGUCUCUGCUGCCUCUCGUUUGACGAGUCGCACGCGGCCGUGAUGAUUCAGCACGGUAUCUUUGAUGCGCUGCUCACGUGUCAUGACGACGACCAUACAAUCAACCGCGCGCUCAUGUGCAUUCUUGUCCGGCAGCUCAGUCGCACCAAAGACUUUGCGCAGCACGUGCUCUCGAGUCCGAUGAUCAUCGAGCUCGUCUCGAAGCUCGCUUGCAGUCUCGAACACAAGGGCGACGAAGCCGCCGCGCUCGACUGCGCCGACGUGCUCUGUUCCAUGAGCUACAUCGAGUCGCUGCCGCGCCGCAUGGUCGUCAAGGAUGUGAUUCGGUCGCUUCAAGUACUCUUGACCAACGCCACGCUUGAAACCAAGUGGCGCUGUGCCGCGUGUUUGUGCAUGCUAUCGGCCGAGGUGUCGGUGCGCCAAGCCAUGGUACAGCUUGGCUGCACGCGCCUUCUCGUUCAAGUCGCCAUGAGCAAAGCACAGUACGACAUUUACCACUGCUGUGCCAUGGCGCUUGGGCACCUCUCCAACGACAUGGCCAACACGCACCAAAUGGUGGUCGAGCAGGCCGUGCCCGCGCUCUUGCACUUGGCCAAAAUCGACAACGACGUCACACGGGAUGCGUGCUCGUUGGCGCUCGCCAACCUCUCGCGCGAGUCGCCCAAAGUCGCGUCUGGCGCCGUCCUCGCCCUCAUUAACCUCUCGAUGGUCGGGAAAGAGGCCCGGGGAACGAACCCGACGCCGCCGAUCGUCCGGCCGCCAACGAUUACGCACGAGCAUCAGAAGACGCGGACACGCCCGCCACAAUACAAGUACCCGCUCGACGACUACACGGAGCUUUGUAGCGCCAAGUUUGUGGCGGAAAUCCCGGACCGACAACCGCCGAUUCCGCAUUUACCGGUGAUCGCUGUCGAUAUGGUGCAUCUCGGGUCCGACGCCAGCGGCAACGUGGACGUCGAAGAGAUGCCGCAAGGCAAUUGGAUGCAGUUUUCUAAAGUCGAGCCCAUGGACGCCACAUGUCAUGUCGAUUUGGUCGAAGUCGACGACGACGUCGUCGACGAUACGAGUGGGCAUCCCGAAGUCGAACCCGCGCCGUCGACAAAAGUCGACUUGGACAAAGUCGACGAAGAACCCGACAUGGUUGUGAGCCCUGCGCCAUUGCUGCGAAAGCGGUCGCAACGCGAGAAGCGGCCACCGGCGCGGCUCGGGAAGGAGUUGACGACCAAAUCGCUCGUCACGUGUGCGAGCGAAGGAACGUUCUCGGUGGCUGCGAUUGCGUCAAUCAAGGAAAAGCCGGCUCAAAUCAAGAAACGACACAUGUCGCUCAAGACGCUCGUGCCACUCAAAGCCGUUGAAAGUACCAUCCCAGUCGACGGCCUCAAAGAGCAGGCGCGCAAGCUUGGGCUCUGGAGCUAGAGCAUGUUAGUAUUAUUUAGACUAGGACGACAACUACGCCAUGUCUUGUUCUCGGA